Molecule: messenger RNA, 923 nt
Organism: Hyaloscypha bicolor E
Lineage: Eukaryota; Fungi; Ascomycota; Leotiomycetes; Helotiales; Hyaloscyphaceae
Product: cytochrome c oxidase-like protein subunit 5A
Exons: 4
Coding region: 1-522 (173 amino acids)
Biological process (GO): mitochondrial electron transport, cytochrome c to oxygen
Cellular component (GO): mitochondrial inner membrane
Source: RefSeq, a predicted model, not a curated record
AUGUCGUCGUCCUCAUUGCUGCGCAUCGCAGCUCGCGCGCAGCCGUCCACCUUCUUCCGUGCCAAUGGCCUCCGCAGCCUGACUCCCCGCAGCUCAAACGCCCUCUACGCUGCGCCAGCACUGAUCGCGACCUCCGGCUCCGUCAGCAGCUUCAGCACCAGCAGCGUCCGCUUGUCCGAUAAAGAUGGCCAGGAAGCUUCUCACCACGAGGAGAGUUUCGAGGAGUUCACUGCCAGAUAUGAGAAGGAAUUCGACCAGGUCCAAGAUGUCUUCGAACUUCAGCGAAACCUCAACAAUGCGUUCGCAUACGAUCUCGUCCCUUCACCUUCCGUCCUCACUGCUGCGUUGAAGGCUGCACGAAGAGUCAACGACUUUCCUACAGCUGUGCGAAUCUUUGAGGGAAUCAAGGCAAAAGUUGAGAAUAAGGGCCAGUACGAUCAAUACCUGGAAGAGCUUAAGCCGCUCCGAGAAGAAUUGGGUGUCAGCCUAAAGGAGGAUCUGUACCCUGAGGAAUCUAAAUAGACGGUGUGUUGGAUUGUGGAGGGCAGAUGUGUAGAUGGAUAUCAAGUGAUGGGGAGAUAGAAGAGGAGCGGUAUGAAAGCUCUUGGUGGGCUCUGUGUUGCGGACCCUUUUUAUUUGUACAGCUGUAUCAAGAAGCAAUGCACUGCCUUGGGAAAAAUGUUCUUUUGAUCUUUACUGUGACUUGUAAUUUGGAGGUUGUUUCAAGAGAAUGCCAGUUUGCCAGCAGACUUCUAAAGCAUAUGGUUGGAUUUCAAAACGAGGGGGCAGUAAAAGUGGCAGCUAAAGAGCAGUGUGGCAAUCGUAUGAAGUUCGCUGCCUUCAAAGACAAUCCAGAACAGAAAAUUUGUUCCCAUUGUCAACAGCUGAGGGCAGGCAGAAUAGAAAGGCAAAUUGACAGAUGC